UCUAAAUGCUAAGCAACCAAAUCAGUCCCCUUUCGGCUGAUAUAAAGACUUGUUAGGCAGCCCAUUUUUUUGUGACCAGAUGCGCAGUUUUGUUUAGAGAUAUUCUUGAUGCUGUAUGGAACGCACGCAUCUCGGUGAAACCGAACAAUAAUCUGCUGCAUCGUUGUUUAAGGCAGCGUUUGGUUCAGCGUCUCACGGGUGCGUUUGCGUUCGCAACGUGGAAGCCGAACCAAACGGAGUGUAACGCACCUCUGCGUUUCGUAACGCAGCAGCUUCUCGUAACGCAGCUCCCACAGCCGGUCGGGGACAGCUUUCGCGGCGUUGGCAGCGGGAAGAUGCAAGAAAUUACCCGCCCGCCAUCCGUUACACAGGUUCUUUGGCUGCUGCUGUCAAGAAAGAAUACAGGAAAGCGACAUUGUGCAUCCAUCCUGAUAAGGUGCAGCAAAAGGGUGUCUUGCAGUAUUUUCUUCAGUUGAUUGCGAUCCUCACAUUAGUGAUGGGUGAAAAGGCGGUGUGGGAUAAUGCCACUUUGAAGCACUUCAUUGAUAUUUGCAAGGAGGAGCUUAUUCUUAGAAAUAGACCAAAUGGUUGUUUCACUCGAAUUGGUUGGAAGAACCUUGAGGAUAAACUUCUUGCAAGAACCGGGUUGAAACUAGUGAGGUCACAAUUGAAGAAUAAAUUGGACAACAUGAAAAAAGAUUACACCGUGUUCAUGGAACUGAAAAAUGCUGCCACUGGGCUUGGAUGGGAUGAUGCGAAUCAAACUGUUGACUGUUCUAGCACGUGGUGGAAUGAACAUCUUGCGCGAUGCAACAAUCCAAAAAGAGGUAUCAAGUGUGUCCAUGUCAAGUUUCGAAAGCGGGGGCCGAAAUACCUUGAUGAUUUACAUCUGCUGUUUGAGAAGGUGCAUGUCACCGGUGCUUCCGCAUCAUGUCCGGGAGAUAUUUCUUCAAGUGACUCGAGUGAUGAGGAACCAGUGGAGAUUACUCCCAUUGAGAAACCAAAACCAGCCGGAAAGAAGCGCAAACAAUUGUCUAGUCCGAUUGAAGAGAAGGAGGAGAAGAGUCCAUUUUUUCGGAUGUACAAGAACACAUGCAUGAGGAUUGAAAGUGCAGCUGAUAAAAUUGGGUCAAGUCUGGAAGCAUCAUCGGCUCCUCCCCAAUCAAGCCGUGUUCCAACUAUUACAGAAGCUAUGAGAAUGGUGAAGGAUUGUGGGAUUCAAGAAAAAACUGCUUUGAUACACACAGCUCACUUAUUUAUUACUCAUGAAGCCUGAGUUUAGAGAGUUUUUAGGUGCGCUUGAAACAAAUGAAGGAAGGUUUGAUUUGAUUCAGAGGGAGCACGAGAUAAAGAAGGCCACAUAGAUCAAUUUGUCUUGUGUUUCAACCAUGUAUUUGCUAACGUUCUCGUAUGUUUGAACAAUUGUCUUGUAUGUUGGAACCAGUGUUGUUUUUAUCUUGGAACCAGUUUUGUUAUGUAUGUUGGAACCAUUUUUGUUAUGUAUCUUGGAACCAUUUUUA
Messenger RNA from Panicum hallii, 1520 nucleotides. Its product is annotated as L10-interacting MYB domain-containing protein-like. The record is from RefSeq and is a predicted model, not a curated record. The transcript has 4 exons. NCBI's taxonomy places the organism in Eukaryota, Viridiplantae, Streptophyta, Magnoliopsida, Poales, Poaceae. Gene Ontology annotation, biological process: proton motive force-driven ATP synthesis. Gene Ontology annotation, molecular function: proton transmembrane transporter activity. The coding region runs from base 497 to 1276 and encodes 259 amino acids.